AUGGAAUUCAGUGUUAUUUGCAACCGAGAGUUUUCCGAAGCCAGCCAACGACUUGAACCUGUCACGCACGCUCCAGAUCUGUUUAUAGGUCUCCUCAAUGGUAGCCCUUGGAAGCUCGCAGUUUGGUGGGGCACCAUCGAGGAUAAGCUGCACGGCUUUACGGGGGUUUUUCCUCCACAAGUCCUGGGUCAACUUGAACACCACUCUGAUGCUCCUUGGCAGACGGAGUGCAUGUCGGAUCUUAGUUUGGCCCUUGUACUUGGGGCACCCCAGUUGGCUCGCAUGGACCCUUGGGACACUCGUCAGAGGCGUGUUAAGUUUCUCCAGGAGGCUGGAGAGACCCGGACCCGGAGGCCUUUGCAGCAACAGACCUUUGGAUUUUUGCCCCAUCUCCAGGUAGGCACCAAGGUGAGCCAGUCUCAAGUGUUGGGAGAGGCCUCUCUGUGUCUUCAGGAGUUUGGUACACAACGCACAGGCGAAACCUCCCUCAUCCCUUUUCACCUCUCGCCCGACCCUGCAUUUGCUCGCAUGACCCGUCAUGGAGCUCGUUUUAAAGGAUGA
Knipowitschia caucasica is the source of this 561-nucleotide messenger RNA. Lineage: Eukaryota; Metazoa; Chordata; Actinopteri; Gobiiformes; Gobiidae. The record is from the annotation of a GenBank genome assembly.